Molecule: messenger RNA, 846 nt
Organism: Camellia sinensis
Lineage: Eukaryota; Viridiplantae; Streptophyta; Magnoliopsida; Ericales; Theaceae
Product: NADH dehydrogenase [ubiquinone] 1 alpha subcomplex subunit 13-B
Cellular component (GO): respiratory chain complex I
Source: RefSeq, a predicted model, not a curated record
UCUGAUCGAGCUUCUACACCGUAACUCCCCUGCGACCGCACUCUUCCUUCGAUCCAUUUCUGAAUCACCCAUCAUCUCUCUCGAUCAGUCGCAACUGUACCGAAGAAGAACCAGACCCCAGACAAAGAAGAAAAUGACUGAGGCCACGAUAAGGAACAAACCGGGCAUGGCGAGCGUGAAGGACAUGCCCAUAGUGCAGGACGGUCCGCCGCCAGGCGGCUUCGCUCCGGUCCGGUUCGCCCGGCGGAUCCCCAACAAGGGUCCCAGCGCCGUCGCCAUUUUUCUCACCACUUUCGGCGUCUUCUCUUGGGGCAUGUACCAGGUCGGCAAGGGCAACAAGAUCCGAAGGGAGCUUAAGGAAGAAAAAUAUGCUGCGCGCAAAGCUAUACUGCCCAUGCUUCAAGCUGAAGAGGAUGAAAGAUUUGUGAAAGAGUGGAAGAAGUAUCUUGAAGAAGAGGCAAGAAUAAUGAAGGAUGUGCCCGGGUGGAAAGUUGGUGAAAGUGUCUAUAACUCUGGAAGAUGGAUGCCUCCUGCAACCGGUGAGCUCCGUCCUGAUGUCUGGUAAGAUGCUUGGUGUGUUUUGAACACAGAAAGUCGUGCAUUGUUCGCCGUCAAAAGCCGGUCUGUUUCCCUUCUUGCGAGUUUGUUGGUCUCCUUGACAUUAUCCUCCUUCAAGGUGAAUAAAAAUGUUUUUGAAAAACUCUGUUCACAUGUGAUGAAAUGAUAAAGCACUACUCUCUUAUUAAUACCAUUGUCUACUUUUCUAUUUACCUUAAAAAAGUUUAGGAUUAUGGAACCUUGUUUGUGCCAUAUUUUAUGCGAAAAUGGUGUGAUGAUGAUGAUAAA